Messenger RNA from Arabidopsis thaliana (thale cress), 1667 nucleotides. RefSeq names its product RNA-binding (RRM/RBD/RNP motifs) family protein. The record is from RefSeq and is marked reviewed. Gene Ontology annotation, molecular function: mRNA binding; nucleic acid binding; RNA binding. Lineage: Eukaryota; Viridiplantae; Streptophyta; Magnoliopsida; Brassicales; Brassicaceae. Bases 202 to 1479 code for a protein of 425 amino acids. Gene Ontology annotation, cellular component: nucleus. The transcript is spliced from 8 exons.
AAUUAAUUUGGCGUCUAUAAACAGAGAAAUUAAAAUAAAUUCCUUUUUCUAAAUUUCGUUUACAUCGAAUUACCCAAAAUCCUAAAAAUAUACAAAAAUAAAAAUAAUUGAUAGACCGGUCGGGAUAUUUGGCGAGCCGACCCGUCGCGUCGUGGGUUUAGGUUUAACGUAUUGGCGCGCCAGUGAAGAAAAUAGACGACGAUGGCGAUGAUGCAUCCUCCGCAGCCGCCGCAAGGCUCCUAUCACCAUCCUCAGACGCUCGAAGAAGUUCGAACUCUUUGGAUUGGUGAUUUGCAGUACUGGGUCGACGAAAAUUACCUCACUUCCUGCUUCUCCCAAACCGGCGAGCUCGUUUCUGUCAAGGUAAUACGUAACAAGAUCACGGGACAGCCAGAGGGGUAUGGUUUUAUAGAGUUUAUAUCUCAUGCAGCAGCAGAGAGAACUCUGCAGACGUACAAUGGGACACAGAUGCCUGGAACUGAGUUAACUUUUCGGUUAAAUUGGGCUUCUUUUGGUUCAGGACAGAAAGUUGAUGCUGGACCUGAUCAUUCUAUCUUUGUUGGAGAUUUAGCACCUGAUGUUACAGAUUAUCUUCUUCAAGAGACAUUCCGUGUUCAUUAUUCUUCUGUUAGAGGUGCCAAGGUUGUUACUGAUCCAAGUACUGGACGAUCAAAGGGUUAUGGAUUUGUAAAAUUUGCAGAGGAAAGUGAAAGGAAUCGGGCUAUGGCUGAAAUGAAUGGUUUGUAUUGCUCAACAAGGCCUAUGCGUAUUAGCGCAGCAACACCUAAAAAAAACGUCGGUGUGCAGCAACAAUAUGUCACCAAAGCUGUUUACCCAGUUACAGUCCCAUCUGCAGUUGCUGCACCAGUCCAAGCAUACGUUGCUCCACCUGAAAGUGAUGUCACCUGUACAACGAUUUCAGUUGCCAAUUUGGACCAAAAUGUUACAGAGGAAGAGCUGAAGAAAGCAUUCUCCCAAUUAGGAGAGGUUAUUUAUGUCAAAAUACCUGCAACAAAGGGAUAUGGUUAUGUUCAAUUCAAAACCAGGCCUUCUGCAGAAGAAGCUGUUCAAAGAAUGCAGGGACAAGUGAUUGGUCAACAAGCAGUUCGCAUCUCUUGGAGUAAAAAUCCAGGACAGGAUGGUUGGGUUACACAAGCAGAUCCGAAUCAGUGGAAUGGGUAUUAUGGUUAUGGGCAAGGCUAUGAUGCAUAUGCUUAUGGGGCAACUCAAGAUCCAUCCGUGUACGCAUAUGGUGGAUAUGGCUAUCCCCAGUAUCCGCAACAGGGAGAGGGUACACAAGACAUUUCGAACUCUGCGGCGGGUGGAGUAGCAGGUGCAGAGCAAGAGUUGUAUGAUCCUCUGGCCACUCCUGAUGUAGACAAGUUAAAUGCUGCUUACCUUUCGGUUCAUGCAAGUGCCAUAUUAGGAAGGCCAAUGUGGCAGCGGACCUCAUCGCUCACAUCACAAUUGGGCAAAUGAUCGGGAAGAGAAGAAUAAAAUGGUGGGUGCUUUGAGAUGUUUAGUGUGUCCAUUUCACUGCUCUUUGUCUGAUUGUUUGGGAUUUUUCUGUAAUCUACAGUUAGGAUCUAGUUACAAUGCAAAAUCAUGAAUCUUCCAACUUUUCUGCCAUGGUCAAUGAUAAUGCCUUUUACUUUUUUACUCACCCG